Molecule: messenger RNA, 1510 nt
Organism: Psylliodes chrysocephalus
Lineage: Eukaryota; Metazoa; Arthropoda; Insecta; Coleoptera; Chrysomelidae
Source: the annotation of a GenBank genome assembly
AUUUAGACCGCCAUCUAAACUGUCAAGUUAUAGCACGCGUGACAAUCAUUUUUGUUUUAAAAAGUGAAAUUUUCGUAGAUGCAAGCUAAUAUCUUAAUUUUUCGAAUGUAAUUGUUUAAUUAGUUAUUUAGAAUUCGUUUAAGUGUAAACUAUUUUCGUGUUUUAAGUGUAAAAUUAGUGAAAAAUUACUGACAUUGUUGUGUUUGAAGAAUGAAAAGUUGGAUGAAAACACUUUAAGAAACGUUGAUUAUGGUAAUGCCAGUUAAAGGAAUUUUAACAUAGGAGUUAAUUUUUCUAUAAAUUUUAAAUAGUACGUCUACGAUUACGUAAAUAUUUAAGUUAGCUUGAUCUGACAGCUAUGAAGAUGAAAGUUCAUCGAGAGAGGUUUCAAUCAGGCAGCAGUACUGAUGAAAAUGAAUCUGGUUCUGAACAAGAACAUGAAGUGCUUAUUUCCCAAAACCAUUUGGCCAAUAUGGUUAAUCAUAAUAUUGGUACGCCUGUACGCAAGCGUAGGGGCAACCUACCCAAGCAUUCUGUGAAAAUUUUGAAGAGAUGGCUCUAUGAACAUCGCUACAAUGCUUAUCCAAGUGAUGCUGAGAAACUAACUCUUUCCCAAGAAGCUAAUUUGACUGUGCUGCAAGUUUGCAAUUGGUUUAUAAAUGCCAGAAGAAGAAUUUUACCUGAAAUGAUUCGAAGAGAGGGUCAUGAUCCUCUGCAUUACACCAUAUCAAGAAGAGGAAAAAAACUAAGCAGUGUUAAUGGUAUGGUGGAUCAGCCUACUGUGAAUUGGAAUGGGGACUUGCAAACUAUAAGAGGGAAGAGGAUUAGACUGGACCAUGACUAUGAAGAUAGCAUGACUUUGAUGUAUCGUUCUGAAGAAGACAGUCCCAAUGAAUAUGAAAGUUCUAGUCCUAGUGAAGAAGAGAAAUUUACCCCAUGGCAGACUGUUAUCAGAUAUGGAGUGCAAAAAGAUCCCAGUCAUCCAGCAAAUAGAGGAACCCCUGAUGAAAAAAUCGGCAGCAACGACUAUAGGAAUACUCAUCCGCAAAUGGCCCAUUUACCGCAAUUGCCGCACUCCCUCUCCAAUCCGAAAGUACAAGUGAUGCCUGCGCACCCCGUGAACGACCUGCUGAACGCGGAUCCCCUAGCCGCCGACGGUGAGGACAAAGACAAAUUCAAAUGCCUCUAUUUGCUGGUCGAGACCGCGGUGGCGGUUCGACAGCGCGAAAAAGAACAAGGCGAUACCCAGAUGUAGUUUCAACAUCUAUAAAAGCCAAUGGUGCCUUUAAAAGCUCAAAAAUAAUGGUCGAAUUUGAGGAUUUUCGUAUUACCCUGUAUGAAGAUGAGUGCCAAUUUUUAUUUGUCGUUAUGGAGUUGUAGGAUUUUUUAUUAAGAUUGCAAGUUGUGUUGUUUUCUUAGUUUUCGUAAUUAGUUUUUAUAGUUGUUCUUUUAUAGUUUUGAGUUCCGAUGUAAUUGACACAAAGAGUGAUAUUAAAUCAUGUUGGAAUAA